AGUUCAUUAGUAAUCACCGAAAGUGAUCGAGAUCCUUCCGAGAGAGAAGCUAAGCGACUGUAUAAUCCAAUCGUUGAUCUCUCUUCUCCUCUUCGAAAAUGGGUGGUGCGGUGAAGGAUAUCGCUUCAAAGUCGGAGCUUGAUAACUUGCGCCAGAGCGGCGCACCAAUCGCGCUUCACUUCUGGGCUUCGUGGUGUGAUGCGUCGAAGCAGAUGGAUCAAGUCUUCUCUCACCUCGCUACUGAUUUCCCUCGCUCCCACUUCUUUAGGGUAGAAGCUGAGGAACAUCCUGAGAUAUCUGAAGCUUACUCUGUUUCUGCUGUUCCCUUUUUCGUCUUCUUCAAGGAUGGCAAAGCUGUGGAUACACUUGAAGGCGCAGAUCCAUCGAGUUUAGCCAACAAGGUUGGCAAAAUAGCUGGUUCUAGUACUUCUGCUGAGCCUGCUGCUCCGGCAAGCCUAGGGUUAGCUGCAGGGCCGACGAUUCUUGAAACCGUGAAGGAGAACGCGAAAGCUACCGUGAAAGACCGAGCUCAGCCUGCGCCCACCACUGAAAAUCUCAAUGACCGUUUGGAGAAGCUCACUAACUCUCACCCUGUCAUGUUGUUCAUGAAAGGCACUCCUGAAGAGCCUAGGUGCGGGUUUAGCAGGCAAGUAGUGGGCGUUUUGAGAGAGGAGAAUGUUGAUUUCGGAAGCUUCGAUAUACUUUCUGACAACGAAGUGCGUGAAGGUCUGAAGAAAUUCUCAAACUGGCCAACGUUUCCUCAGCUGUACUGCAACGGGGAGCUUCUAGGAGGAUCAGACAUUGUCCUGGAGAUGCAAAAGAGCGGCGAGCUGAGACAAGUGUUGUCUGAGAAAGGGAAACAGAGUCUUGAAGAUAGGUUGAAGACGUUGAUUAACUCGGAGAAGGUUAUGCUUUUCAUGAAAGGUUCACCGGAUGAACCAAAGUGUGGGUUUAGCUCAAAAGUGGUGAAAGCACUUAGAGAUGAGAAUGUGAAUUUCGGGUCGUUUGACAUAUUGAGUGAUGAAGAAGUGAGACAAGGGAUAAAGAGUUUCUCAAACUGGCCUACGUUUCCUCAGCUUUACUAUAAAGGUGAGUUAGUUGGAGGAUGUGAUAUCAUUAUGGAGCUGAGUAACAGUGGUGACCUCGGAGCAACACUAUCUGAGUAAUCACUUGCCUAUCUCUCUUUCCCUUUUUUGCCUUGUUGUGGACUUGUGGUUUGAGAAGAUUCUAGUUCCGGUUUAGGUGUUAUAAGACAUUGUUAUUUACUUAAGGUUUUGUCUGCUUAUUUCAAUGAUUGAGGAAACAUUUUUUCGCAUAUCAGAAUCAUGAUUUGUUGGCUUGUUGUAA
Brassica napus (rape) is the source of this 1347-nucleotide messenger RNA. Its product is annotated as monothiol glutaredoxin-S17. The record is from RefSeq and is a predicted model, not a curated record. The transcript is spliced from 3 exons. NCBI's taxonomy places the organism in Eukaryota, Viridiplantae, Streptophyta, Magnoliopsida, Brassicales, Brassicaceae. Bases 99 to 1166 code for a protein of 355 amino acids.